AGAAACUGUGACCUAACUCGAAACCCCACCGUUGCGCACUCCUCUUGCAACAGAGAAGAGGCAACAAUGGCGGCGGAGCUCUCCGAGGAGCUCAAAUCUUUCAUGGAGACGGGCAUCUACCGCUUGGAUGGAUCCAACGUCGUCUUCAUCGAUCCCGUCCGAGUCCUCAACGAGUCCUACUCCCGCUUCGCCCUCUCCCCCUCCGAUUACUACUCCCGCAGCUUCGCUCCUCCCAAAAGCGCUUUUCCAGCAGAAGCCGUUCCCAAGAAGCGGAAGCGGAAGCCGAAGCCGCACCACGAUCUCAAUGAGCGGGAACGCGUCGCGGAGAAGCGUCAUCAGGAAGCUAGGGCUUUGUUGCUGAGCGCGCACAAAGCGCUUCUUGCAGCAGCCGAUCUGUUGGGGCUUCUUCCCCAGGUAAUGGGAGGUGAGGGGUCCUCUCAUGGUGGAGAAAGAGCUGCUGAGAAGAAUUUUGUUGAGCUCGGAAACCACUGGAAAGCGCCUUUUUGUGAGAUCACCCUCGGUCUCCGAGCGUCGAACGAGGUUGAUCAAGGUUCUAGGCCUCGGCAUGAUGUUGGAAGGGCAGUUGUUUCAUUAUUUAAUAAUCUAAUCGGUAAUGAAACAAAUGAUGAUGUAGAAGCUGAAUUUCAAAAUUGCUGCUAUAUUUUACCUCGCAGAAGCUCCUUCCACAUGUCUGACUUGAGACAAAUUCGUGAUCUCGUUCCUGCUCAGUCUAGUCAAGGGUUUAAUUUAAUAGUAAUUGAUCCCCCAUGGGAGAAUGGAAGUGUUCAUCAGAAAGCAGCGUACCCAACAUUACCUAACAGGUAUUUUUUUAAUCUGCCUGUUAAAGAACUUGCUCACGAGGAUGGUGCCCUUGUGGUGUUGUGGAUGACUAAUCGGGAGAAGUUGCGCAUGUUUGUUGAGAAAGAACUGCUUCCUGGUUGGGGGGUGACAGAUGUCACUCCCUUUUACUGGCUAAAGGUUAAACCAGAUGGUUCUUUGAUUUGUGAUUUGGACUUGUUUCAUCACAGACCAUAUGAAUGCUUCCUCAUAGGUUACAUUAAUGUGGAUGUUGAUUUCCAAUGCACAGAAAAAUUUAAGUACUUAAAAAGCAGCCAAGUCAUCAUAAGUGUUCCGGGUGCUCACUCAAGGAAGCCUCCAUUAGAAAAAUUACUAUUGGAACAUAUACCAGGCCCCAAGCCUGCAAAAUGCAUUGAACUUUUUGCUAGAGAAUUGACGGCUGGAUGGAUCUCUUGGGGAAAUGAACCACUACGUUUUCAAGAUUCACUGUAUUUUCUGAAAAAGACAAAUAACUGGUGCUCCUAGGUGAAUGUGGUUGAAGUGUUUAUGUGAUUCGUGGGAGGCUGAAACCCAUGAUGGGAGCUUUGCUGGUCCUUUUAAUCCCCAACAAAGAGAUUCUGGAACAAGGACCACCACCCCCUGUACGGUGGUGGGUGUUCCCUUCCAUUGAGACCACGAAAUGACGAAUGAUUGGAAGCUCAUUCUUAGUUAUAUCUCGAGUCGUCUGCUCUGAGAGGACCAUCCACGGUCCGACAAAGAAACUAGAGAGCGUUUCUUAAUUCAUCCAUCUUUACAGCUCGCACGGUGAUUUUUUUUUCCUGAGCAAAUAAGCGUGCAUGAAAGCAUACUGAAUAUGCUGUUGAUCUUGAGGUAAUAGUUAGUUUCUCGAGAUGAACAACUCAACGAAACUUCCCAGUUCUAUCCUUGAAAUCAAUACCUAAUAUUCUAUGGGCAAUUGGAGUUAGCAUGCACACCUGCAUAUAUAAAGCCCCACAAAUGUUAACUCUCUCUCUCUCUCUCUCUCUCUCUCUCUCUCUUUUCCAAGAACAUAGCAUAAUAUUCUGUUGGGAAAGAAAAUGUAAUUGUGUGGCGAAAAUGUACAUUGUGUAUGUAAUGAAGGGGAAGGGUUAUGUUGGAUCAGGGGUGAAUGUCGGGAGUCUCCAGGCCUUUGGAGCUCAUGGUAUUUUUCUUAGGGGUGUUUGGUCCUACGUAAAAUCAUAAAAUUUAGUUUUCUGUAAUUCGUGAAAUCAUAAAUUUUUUUUUUACAUUUUA
Molecule: messenger RNA, 2070 nt
Organism: Ananas comosus (pineapple)
Lineage: Eukaryota; Viridiplantae; Streptophyta; Magnoliopsida; Poales; Bromeliaceae
Product: methyltransferase-like protein 2
Exons: 12
Coding region: 67-1323 (418 amino acids)
Cellular component (GO): RNA N6-methyladenosine methyltransferase complex; nucleus
Molecular function (GO): methyltransferase activity
Source: RefSeq, a predicted model, not a curated record